GUUUAGGAUUUGUCCUUUGGAGUGUAAUUUGUAGUCGACCAUGUUAGUUUAACAGAAGAAAUGGAUUGAACUGACUGUCUAGAUGUGAUUUCAGGGCAGCAAUAGUUUACCAGGACAUCAUCUCUUUAGAGUCUUCCUAAAUUCAUUAGCUAUGUUUAAUGUAAGCCCAUGAUCUGCUCUAGUUACAUGUAGGGCACCCAGACAGAAGGUAGGGCCUCCCAGGGAUUAGAGAACAUUAGCCUGGGACCUAAUGCCAUCUCCAGACCAGGUUGCUAGAGUAAGGAAGAGGGGGAACAGCAUCAGAAGAGGAUUUGAUAAUUACACAGGGAGGUGACAUUAAAGCAAAUCAGAUUUAGAAAUCCUCUGAAAGUCACUUGUCUGCUAAGAAGGACAACUAAAGACGGCAAGGAAGAGAGGCAGGCAGAAAGGAACGAUAAUAUAUACUUUGACAAUUCAAGACUUUGAAUAAGAUUGUAAUAUUAACAUGAAGCUUUUCUUAACUUUCCUGGCCACUUACCUUUUUCUGGUUCAUGCUUCCCUGGGGGAACAUUCUAUUCCGAAAUUUGUCUGCACCCCAAUGCCUUUAGAUAUGGAAUGCCAUUCAAACAUGCAGCGGCACAGUAGCAGUGGGCAUUGGAUGGGCAUGCAAGAAGAAGCUAAAGAGACUAUCCUGCAUUUGCGUGAGACUGUGGUACACCAGAAGGAGACUAUCUUGGAUCAGAGAGAGACAAUUAGGGAACUCACAGUCAAAUUGAGCCGCUGUGAAGGCUACCCUCUUGGCAGAGGGCAUGAGGAGAGUUAUACCCAUUCUUCUGAACAUGGUCGUGAUAGAGACCAUGGGUAUGAAGAAAGCUAUGGGCAUGAUAAGGAUCAUGGACACAAAAGAGAACAUGGACAUGAGUGGGAAGAGGGUCAUGACAGAGACCAUGGCCAUGACAGAGACCACGGGCAUGACAGAGACCACGGGCAUGACAGGGAUCAUGGGCAUGACAGAGACCAUGGGAAUGAAAGGGACCAUGGUCAUGAGAGAGAGUUGGGACACAAAAGAGAACAUGGUCAUGAAUGGGAAGAAAGACAUGAUAGGGAGUAUGGGCAUGAACGUGAGGCUGGACAUGAGAGGGAUCACCCUCACGGACAUGAGGAUGGCCAUGGUAGAGAUCAUGAGUACCAUCAUCUCACCCACCGUGAGUAUCGUGAGCAACCAGCCUAUGAUUCCUACCGCAGGGCCACUGGUGUGCCAAACACUAUGGAAGAUCCUCCACAAGUGACACCACAGAGUAUUCAGCAGAUGGAGCGAAUGCUGGAGUCUUUAAAGGAAAGACUGGAACAUUUACAGGUCAACCAGAACUCUUCAUUAUUCUCAACGUCUCUCAAAGAUACACUGCAGAAAAAGAUCAGCAUCUUGGAACACCAGAUCCUUGCAAAGCACAACAAUACCGAGACCCAUGAAGACCCAAUUAGACACAAACUGGAUGCCACCAUAUCUGCGAUUGAGAAAGGAAUUAAAUCUGAUAGGCAGAUGAAUGACUUUAGGGUCAGUUUUCCACUCAGAACAAGCUAUAUGUAUGCCAAGGUGAAAAGGACCAUCCAUCAUGAAAUUUUUGCCUUUACCAUUUGCUUGUGGAUGAAAUCAACAUCUUCUCCUGGAGUGGGAACACCCUUCUCAUACUCUGUUCCUGGCCAGGCCAACGAGGUGGUGCUGAUUGAAUGGGGGAACAAUCCCAUGGAACUGCUUAUUAAUGACAAGGCUACAGCUCUUCCACUUGCAAUUAAUGAUGCAAAAUGGCACCAUGUUUGCAUCACUUGGUCAAGCAGAGAUGGAGUUUGGGAGUCUUAUCUGGAUGGCGUGAGAAGGGGAACUGGUGAGAAUCUUGCGGCCUGGCAUACUAUUAAACCCGGUGGAGUUUUCAUCCUUGGACAGGAACAGGACACAUUGGGAGGAAGAUUUGAUGCAACCCAGGCGUUUGUGGGUGAGAUUUCUGACUUUAACAUGUGGAGCCACAUCAUGACACCUAGUGAAAUCUUCAAGUUGGCCGCCUGUUCAUCUCACGCCACUGGUGAUGUCAUAGAAUGGGCGGAGUCUUCCAUGGAGUUCCAUGGGGGCGUGACUAAACUUCCAUUUAACUCUUGCCAUUGACAUGAGGAGUCCCUCCACCAGCAGCAUGCUCUGAUUGGGAGCCCCAACAUGGAAGGGACUCCCGGUACCCCAAAGACUAUUGCUUUUUCCGGAGUAGACCAGCUUUCUGCAUCUCCAUUUUUCUUACAUUUUUAUGUCUAUGUUCAAAUUCUAAUGCUUUGUUGGAUUUAAUGCACUUUUGUAUGAAGAAUGUUUGUUGCUUUACUAUAUGAUAAGUCAAGUGUCUGACAUCUCAGUUUGCAAAUACUCUUAUAGUCAUGCCAAAUGCAUCAAAAUUGUAACCCAAGAAAGUGUGCCCAUAAACUGUAUAAGGACUUGUAGUUAGUAGAAUGCUGGUCACUCUACCCAGGUUGAAAGAUGGAUAUCUGUGGUUUUCAAAUGGGUCCACUAGCUUGGGUUACUAUACUACUCUUAAAUUGAUUUAAUGGAUAUAUCCAAUAAUUGACAGUCAACCUUCAUGUGUAGGUAUCAUUUUUACAUUUCCAUAUAAAAAUUUAUGAUUUUUCAGGAUGUUAGAACAAUUUGAGUGUUUGCUUAACCUUGAGUGUUUGCUUAACCUUGUAUGAUCACUCUGUGACCAUCUAGAACAGAACUGUCCAACUUCUUACGUAAUGGGCAAUUAUAUGGGGGGGGCAGGUUUAUACACUUGCAGAAUCAGACUGGCCUGCCACAGUACCACAAAAUCUCCAGCUCUAUUAAGCCCCAGCCAAGGCCAAAUUUCUUUGACCCCUUCAAAGGUCUACAAGACACUUUACAUUUUACAGUGUCUAUAUCUAGACGCUGAGGGCCAUAAAAAUGUUUGAGGAGCACAUUCACCCCAAGGGAACCUAGAGGGCGCCAGAGUACCACAAAAUCUCCUGGUGGUCCCCAGCCCUAUUAGGCCCCAGCCAAGGCCAAAUUUCUUUGACCCUUUCAAAGGUCUACAAGACACUUUACAUUUUACAGUGUCUAUAUCUAACUGUUGUGAAAGUAGGGCAUAGAAAUCAGGUUCUCUGGUGGGCCCUAGAUGGUCCAACCCAACAUUGAAUUCUUGCUAAUGCUGAGGGCCAUAAAAAUGUUUGAGGAGCACACUCCCCAUGGGAACCUAGAGGGUGCCAGAGUACCACAAACUCUCCUAUCUAACUGUUGUGAAAGUAGGCCCUCAAUAUCAGGUUCUGUGUUGGCACUAGAUGGUCCAACCCAACACUGAACUAAUGCAAAUGCUGAGGGCCAUAAAAAUGUUUGAGAAGCACACUCGACCCAUGGGAACUUAUAGGGCAGACCUGAUUUAAAUCCAGAUCACUAGUUUUCAUAUUUGUUCUCAUGACCCACCACAGGGUUGAACUUCAGGUCUCUCUAUUCUAGUACAUGGAAUUGUAGGUAUGCAAACUGAGCACCACUGAUUGGGCGGCUGUAAAUAUUUGGUGUGGUUUAUAUAGUUCAUGUAGUGCCUCUUAUUCUUGUUCUCUUCUUUCUUUAUACAUGUGCAUUUGUGUUUUUCUGGGGAUUUCUACAGAGCAUUGAUUCCAAUGAUUUCAUGACAUAUGACGCUAGUGCAAGUUGUGCACGACUGCUGCAAAGUGGAGGAUCCUAACCUUGUAUAUAAAUAUUUGUGCAUACUGACUAUUCUAUUUAUCCGUGUGAAUACGCUUAUUCUAUGUUUUCUUUGUACCUUAGUAACUUGUAUUCCUGUUUUUGCAGAAUGCAUAUAAAUGGCUGCUUUCUUGCACUUUCUUUUUGAAAUCUCAAGUGAACUCUCUGUACAAUAAACAUUUAAAAGGGAAGGAACACACACAAAUGUUGUGUUUACACAGACGCAACAUCUCAUUCUCACUCCUAAUAUACAGUAUGCAUUCUUAAUCUUGUAUAUUAUUUUAUGAAUAACAGUGUAAUGAUCAUAGGAAUGUUAGAAUCAUUGUCUUAUUCAGAUAGAAGCAGGACAAGCAAUCUGAUUGGGGCUUAAGAAUUAAGAAGCUAUUGUACAAUAUCACAUGCUAGGAGGUGACGGACAUUGACAAUGAGGGACUAGAGGGGAUAAAAUGAAGAAACUGGAGGCCACUGGGGUCGGUGAGCGAGAAAAGUCACUGUCCUCUAGUUGUGCGAUAACCAACAGUUGCAAGGAUAGUGUGAUGCAGAUAACGUCAGGCUUACAACUAGAUCAUUAGCCAAGUGCGUCCCACUCCCUUGAUAUGUAUGUAUGUAUAUCUUUAUUUAUAAAGCACUACUUAUGUACGCAGCGCUGUACAGUAGAAUACAUUA
Xenopus tropicalis (tropical clawed frog) is the source of this 4375-nucleotide messenger RNA. It is a transcript of the gene nptx3, whose product is annotated as neuronal pentraxin 3. The coding region runs from base 485 to 2137 and encodes 550 amino acids. NCBI's taxonomy places the organism in Eukaryota, Metazoa, Chordata, Amphibia, Anura, Pipidae. The record is from RefSeq and is a predicted model, not a curated record. The transcript has 5 exons.